This is a messenger RNA of Closterium sp. NIES-65, 3888 nucleotides long. The record is from the annotation of a GenBank genome assembly. NCBI's taxonomy places the organism in Eukaryota, Viridiplantae, Streptophyta, Zygnematophyceae, Desmidiales, Closteriaceae.
AUGGGCUGCGCUAGUUCCGCGCCCACCGCCAACGCGGCAGCGGGGGAGGUUGGGAAUGGCGGCGAGGGCCAGGCGGAGGAGUGGACACUGUGCGGAUGCGGGGGGAAUCGGCGCGCUAAGGAGGGGAAGGUGCGGACGCAGGCGGGUGGGGAGAAGAGGCGGAGGACCAGGGAAAACGAGGCGCAGAAAGGGGAGGCACUGAGGGACGGGCGUGCGAUUAAGAACGAGCGGAACGCGGAAGUGAUGCGCGGUGGGGACCGAGUCGAGGAGAGGGACGAGAGGAGAGAAGCGCACGACGGGAGAGUGGGAGGCAAGGUGCGCGCAGAGGACGGGCAGAAUGGCGCGGAGCGUUGCGAUGGCACGGGGAUGAACGGCGGAGCAGGGGGCGGCACGCUCAAGCCCCCACCACUCAUCCCCCACCGCGCGUCCUCCACCGCCCACCAUUGCAGGAGCGCACUGCCCCCACGGCCCACCCAGCUCGCCCAAUCCGCGGCCAGCAUGCAAUCCCCCACCAGGUGCCGUACUCCCUGGCCACCACGUGCCAUUCCACUUUGCCGCUCCGCUUCCUGCCCGUGUCGUCUCCUCAAUGCCCCCCGCGUCAUGCUCACUCUUGCUGAAGCCCGUGUGUGUGUGGCAUGGCAUGUGUGCGGCACACACAGCAGGGUGGGCGUGCUGGCGUUUGAGGUGGCGGCAGCGGUGGUGAGGGCGGGGGUGGUACGGCAGUCAGUGGAGGGGGAGGACGUGGACGAGCUGCGCAGGGAGGUGUUGGCGUCCGAUGGCAUCGCCUUCCUCCUCUCCUCUGACUUCAACCACGUCUGGCAGAUCGCCGCCCGCGAUAAGUGGGAGGAGGUGGGGCGGCUGGCAGCGAGUGUGGCGCGCCUCGGCUCGCAGUGCACUGACACCGCUCUGCACUCCCUCGCCCUCCGCUUCUCCAGCCUGGCUGCAGCAGUGAGGGAGCGGCAGGGGGGUGGGGGGGAAGAGCAGGGGGGGGCGGAGGAGGGGGAGGAGGGGGAGGCGGUGGACGAGCUGCUGCUGCAGCUGGAGGAGGACGCUCAGAUCACCAUGGAGCUGAGGCGCGAGGUGCUGCUGCUAGAGGCCAUGCGCCGCGACAUGGAUGCCGCAUGCGACUCUGGUGCCCAUGCUGGUGAUGCUGGGGGUGAUGGUGGUGGUGGGGUUGUUGGGGAGAGGGCGGCGGAGCUGAGGGCACAGAAGGAGCGGGUGCGCGCCAUGCAGGAGAGCUCCUUCUGGGACCGCCCCCUCCAUGAGUUGGUGCGCCAGCUGGCGCGUGUCGUGGAUCAUCUCAUCCGCCUGGUCUCCUCCACCUUCGGCCCGCUGCCACCGGACGUCCCUCUGCUGCCCGUGCGAGGGAAGGGCGCACAGGCGGAAGGGGGGAGGGAGGGGCAGGCGGAGGGGGGGAGGAAGCUGGGGGAGUCGGGCAUGGCGCUGGCGUAUGCGCGGCUCAUCAUCGCCAUCGACCUGCUGGUGGGAAUGCAGGGGGCGGAGAGCCGGAGGGACUACCUGUACUCGCUGCUGCCACACUCGCUGCGCUGCAAGCUCAAGGGGGCGCUGCUGCAGUCACAGCACAUCUGCAUGGAGAGCACGGAGAGCAUAGAGGAGAAGCUGGAGGGCGUGUUGGACUGGCUGGUCACCAUGGCAGACAACACCAUCAGGUACGCCAGUGACGUGCGGGUGCGGGGAGGCAGUGCGUUGAGUCGCCUGCAGACGCUGCAGCACGUGGAGGAGGCGCGCAUGGAGCGCCUCGUGCUGCUGCUGCUCAUCGGCCUGCAGCACCUCGCCAGCCGCCAGCAGCUCCCCCCUCCCCCCGCCCCCGCACACGCACACACACCUGCCCCCUCCACCGCCUCACCGCAUGGGGUGGGCGAGGGGGGGAGCGGCAGCGGUGGGGGCGGGCCCAGUGGCAAGUAUGCGAUGACAGGCGCCGGGGGAGGCCCAUGGGGCGCUGGCAGGGGCGCAGGCAGGGCGGGUAGUGGCGCAGCUGAGAGGAGGGGUAGGGAUGCAGGGGAAGAGGGGAGAGAGACGAGAGAAGGGGAGGGACAGGAGGGUGAAGGGGGGAGCAGUGGCAAGGGGGAGAGCAGGGAGGCAGCAGGCAGUGGAGCGUCUGCUUUACCCGCUACUCCAGGUGGUGGUGGUGGUGGCAGGGAGAGGGGGUGGGCGAGUCACACGCGGGUGUGGCACCCCAUCCCAUGCACCGCCAUCACAGCCCCCUUCCCGCCGCCUGCCGCCCACGUGGCAGCUGACUUGGCCAGUGACGUGGCAGGUAUGGAGGGUCACUCGCCAAGCAUGCCUGCAGCAGGGCCUGCCAGCGAGGAGCGAGCCGUGGGGUCGGUUGCAGCACAUGCAGCGGUGGGCCCGUGGGGGCAAGAGGCAGCCCGGGGAGAUGCCGGCACAGCAGAAGCAGGGAGCGGGUUGAUGGCAGUAGAGGCGGGUGCAGCAGAGGGUACACGGGAGGAGACCGGCGAGGGCAGGGCGCCGAGCAGCGAGGAGCGCGUGGGCAGCCCCGGAGGCAUGCAGGACGUGCCUCCCAUCGACCUGCACGCUGCUGCUCUGUCCUGCCACCCGCAGUGGUCGCCGGGGUCAGGCAGCGACCCCCCGUCCCCCGCUCCCCUGCCGUGGUCGGGGCCGCUGAGCGAGCGCAGCAGCGUGGGGCGCGCGUCCCAGGCCAGCAGCCCCGGUGGCGUGGCGUGGAGCGGUGGUGUGCGGCGCACGGGCAGUGCGGAGGGCAGCCGGGAGGGCGAGGGCGUGGAGGAGUGGAGCGACAUCCUGGCCCACUUGUCGUCCGCUGCUCGUGGUGCCGUGGGGGGGGUGGGCGGGGUGGGGACAGGGGAGGGUGAUGGGGUCGGUGCUGUGGAAAAUGCAGCGAUAGUGGGGGCCGAGGGUGUGGAGAAUGUGAGUGUGGGGAGUGUGAGUAGUGGGCGGCGGGAAUGGAGGGUGCCACAGAGUGUGCCUGAGGAGGAGGAGGAAGGCGAGGAUGGGGAGUCCAGGGGUAAGGAGGAUCAAGGGGAGGGAGAGGCGCAAGUGGGCAGUACAGUUCACAGCGGCACAGGGGAAGUAGCUCCACCAGCAGCAGAGCCAGCAGGGUUGCCGCCAUUGGUGGAAUCGGACUCGUGUCCAUCUGUCCCUCCUGUAUCUCAUCUGCCCACCGAGCCUCUCACCCCUGGGUCUCUCAUGCCACCAUCGCCCUCUGCUGCCAUGCCACCGCGCUCCGCCCUGCUAGCCAGUGCAGCACCUGCAGCAGGCGGAGUGGAUGGCGCCAUGCCCGCCACUGUGCUUGCCACCGCCGUUCCCAGCAGCGUGGCAGCAGAAGGGGGCCCGGUGGCGAGGGUGCGGGCGAGGGCCCCGCGGGCGGGGUGGAAGAGCAAGAGCCAGCCGCUGGAGCGACUGGCGGCGCGCAUGAAGCAGCGGCAGCAGCGGGCCGCAGGGCAGCUGCAGGAGAGCACAGGGGGCAGCCCCCAGCUUCAGCUGCAGGGCGAAGGGGGAGGCAGGGGGCUGGCAGGGCAACAGUCAGUCUCGCGCACUCUGAGUCGCCUGCAGCAGCAGCAGGCCAACAGCCUUACCGCCUCCUCUGCUGGCGGCGCUGCCCUGGGCGCGGACUCCCCCCUCCACGCUCGUGUGCUGCGCCGCGCGCUCACUCCCAACCCCGGCGCUGCUGCUGGCGGCAGCCACAGCGGAGGGCUGGAGAGGCGUGUGGGGAGGGGGCUGGGGAGCGCGUGGGAGGGGGACAUAGGGGUGGGGGUGGAGGGGGAGGAGGAGGAGGAGGCAGACAUCGAUCGCAUCCUGGAUGCGCGGCCUGACAUGGACAUCAGCGCCCUCAGCCCCAUGCUCAUGCGCUCCCCCUCCUUCGGCCGCCAGCAGUACUGGAUGGUGUGA